UAGCUAUGUGCGCGGGUAUAAGUGGCCAUGAACGGGUUGUGUCAACUAGUCUCUUCGUCAAGGGUCUUAUCAUCGAACUUCAGAUUUUCCUUUUAUCAAUUUGCGAACAAAACGCAUAGAUCUUUCCUACCUCACAAGGUAAAAACAAAUAGAAAACUAUCUCAACUUGUGUGGGUAAGAGCGAUGGCGUCUGAAAGGCAAAAACAAGGAGGAGUACAACCUGGCAAAGAGCACGUCAUGGACCCAACUCCACAAUUCUCUAGCUCAGACUACAAACCCUCCAACAAGCUUCGUGGAAAAGUGGCGUUGAUUACAGGAGGAGACUCUGGGAUUGGUAGAGCCGUGAGUUGCUGUUUUUCACUGGAAGGUGCCACAGUGGCUUUCACUUAUGUGAAGGGGAAGGAGGAAAAAGACGCGAAGGAGACGCUUCAAAUGUUGAAGGAUGCAAAAACAUCGGAGGCUAAGGAUCCGAUAGCUAUUCCAACGGAUUUAGGAUUCGAUAAGAACUGCAAGAUGGUCGUUGACGAUGUCGUUAAUGCGUUUGGACGCAUUGAUGUCUUGAUCAAUAACGCAGCAGAGCAGUAUGAGAGCAGCUCGAUCGAACAGAUUGAUGAGGCUAGACUGGAACGUGUUUUCCGCACAAACAUUUUCUCUUACUUCUUCCUCACUAGGCAUGCGUUGAAGCACAUGAAGGAAGGAAGCAGCAUAAUUAAUAUAACAUCCGUGAACGCUUACAAGGGAAACGCAUCGCUUCUCGAUUACACCGCUACGAAAGGAGCGAUUGUGGCGUUUACUCGUGGGCUCGCACUUCAGCUCGCUGAGAAAGGCAUUCGUGUGAAUGGUGUGGCACCUGGUCCGAUAUGGACUCCCCUUAUCCCAGCCUCAUUUAAUGAGGAGAAAAUCAAGAAUUUUGGGUCUGAGGUCCCGAUGAAACGAGCCGGCCAGCCUAUUGAGGUGGCACCUUCCUAUGUUUUCUUGGCUUGUAAUCAUUGUUCAUCUUACUUCACCGGUCAAGUUCUUCACCCUAACGGAGGAGCGGUUGUCAAUGCCUAAGGCACGCUGCGAUCUUCUUUAAACGUCUAUGGUUCAAUAUGCUUAUAUAAAGGUCAUGGUGUCGUUGGGGCAGUUCUUGCAUGUCUGUAAUACAUGAAUUCUGUACGUGUUGUCUGGUUGUAGCAAAUUAAAAGUGACUGAAAUAAAAAGUUCUUCUGUUAAGAUU
Molecule: messenger RNA, 1219 nt
Organism: Raphanus sativus (radish)
Lineage: Eukaryota; Viridiplantae; Streptophyta; Magnoliopsida; Brassicales; Brassicaceae
Product: NADPH-dependent aldehyde reductase 1, chloroplastic
Exons: 4
Coding region: 28-1053 (341 amino acids)
Molecular function (GO): oxidoreductase activity
Source: RefSeq, a predicted model, not a curated record